Messenger RNA from Cloeon dipterum, 3076 nucleotides. RefSeq names its product Lysosomal alpha-mannosidase II (gene LManII). Gene Ontology annotation, biological process: mannose metabolic process. Gene Ontology annotation, molecular function: carbohydrate binding; alpha-mannosidase activity. The coding region runs from base 91 to 3018 and encodes 975 amino acids. Gene Ontology annotation, cellular component: lysosome. The transcript has 9 exons. The record is from RefSeq and is a predicted model, not a curated record. Lineage: Eukaryota; Metazoa; Arthropoda; Insecta; Ephemeroptera; Baetidae.
GCACUCUUGAUAUAAAUCAUCGCCGGCUAAAAUCUCACUCUAUCAAACAGUCCUUUCAGUCGCGUCAGCCAGUCAGUGUCGGCGCAGAAAAUGUGGCUGGUGAUCGCGGCCUGCCUGGCCGUUUUCCAAGGGGCGAUUGGAGACCUCAGUUGCGCCUCCUGCAAGAAUUGGAAGGACGGUGUGCUGAACGUGCACAUUGUUCCGCACUCGCACGAUGACGUAGGCUGGCUGAAAACCGUCGACCAGUACUACUACGGCAGCAGACAGGGGAUUCAAAAUGCCGGCGUCCAGUACAUUCUGGACACCGUGGUCUCACAGUUGCUGCACGACCCUGCGAAGCGGUUUGUCCAGGUCGAGACAGCCUUCUUUUGGCAGUGGUGGCAAGAGCAAAACGACCACAUGCGCCACCAGGUCAAGCAGCUCGUCUCGAACGGACAGCUUGAGCUGCUUGGAGGUGGAUGGGUCAUGAACGACGAGGCUGUCACGCACUAUCAGGCAACAGUCGAUCAAUUCACGUGGGGAUUUAGAAGACUGAAUGACACCUUCGGCUCAUGCGGUGCGCCUCGGGCUGGCUGGCAAAUCGACCCGUUCGGCCACUCGCGCGAAACGGCCUCCCAAAUGGCCACAAUGGGCUUCGACGGCCUCUUCUUCGGCAGACUCGAUUAUGCAGACAAAACGCAGCGUCUGAAGAACAAAACGGCGGAGAUGGUGUGGCAAGGCAGCCCGCAAAAUCUCGGCAAGCCGGCUGAGCUGUUCACUCACGUCCUCUUCAACAACUACUCGCCUCCGCCUGGCUUUUGCUUUGAUCUUUUGUGUGGCGACGAGCCCUUCAUCGACAGCAAACACAGUCCCGACUACAAUGUGGAUAGGAGGGUCAAAGAGUUUGUCGACUACGCCAAAAAGCAGUCUGCUCACUACACGACAAACAACAUCAUCAUGACCAUGGGCGAAGAUUUUAAUUACCAGGAUGCCAAUGCUUGGUACAAAAACCUGGAUAAACUCAUCAAAUACGUCAAUGCCAAAAACCCAGACUUGAACCUGUUCUACUCUACCCCCACGUGCUAUCUCCAAGCAGUGAACUCUGCAAACGUGACGUGGUCCACCAAAGACGACGAUUUCUUCCCUUACCCAAGUGAUCAGCACUCGUACUGGACCGGUUACUUCACGUCCCGACCAACUCUGAAGUUCUUCGCCGCCCAGGGCAACAAUUUCCUGCAAGUCUGCAAACAGCUCUACGCUCUGACAGAGCUUGGACCUGAGGACUGGGCCGAUCUGACCGCAAUGAGGGAGGCGGUCGCGAUGAUGCAGCACCACGACGCAAUCACGGGCACGGAACAGCAGCACGUUGCUCAGGAUUAUGCCCUGCGCUUGAGUAGAGGAUUUGAUGAAUGCCAUUUUGCAACUGAAGCUGCAGUUACAAAAUUGUUGACUAUUAACUCUACGCAGCCCACACUGGACUUUGAGUCGUGCACCCAGUUGAACAUCAGCCAGUGUGCAACCACAGAGUCCUCUGACCAGUUUGUGGUGCUCGUCUUCAACCCUCUGUCCCGCUCUGUGUCCCACCAUGUCCGAAUUCCGGUCACCAUGUCUUCCUACAAGGUUUUCGAUACGAUUGGUGUUGAGGUCAAGGCCCAGAUGGUUCCUCUGCCGGAGCCAAUGCUGCGGCUGCCGGGCAGAGUGAGCCCUGCAAAGCAAGAGCUGGUGUUCAUUGCUGAAAAACUUCCACCUCUGGGCUAUACCACCUUCUACGUUCAGAAAUUGGCUGGAAAAUCCAUGCUCGCCUACGCUGAGAAAGGUCCUGAGAGGCUUACAUUGAAAAAUAAGUUCAUGGAGGUUUCUGUCAACGAGAUAACCGGAGACUUGUCUGAAAUCGUUGUUGACGGCGCUCAGCAAACAAUCGAUCAAUCAUUCUACUUCUACGAGGGUGCCGUCGGCGACAACGAAGAGGCGAAGAACCGCUCAUCAGGCGCCUACAUUUUCCGUCCGGCGGGAGAUGCAACAAAGGUUGCCAAGCAGGCCAAAACUGUCUCCUACAAGGGCCCCAUCGUCCAGGAACUGCAACAGACCUUUAGCCCUUGGGUCAGCCAGGUCGUUCGGCUUUAUGAGGAUGACCCCCAGCACCUUGAGCUCGAGUGGCUCGUGGGACCAAUCCCGAUUGAGGAUGGCAAAGGCAAAGAGGUGGUGAGCAGGCUGGCCAUCGACUGGAAAACGGACGGAAUCUUUUACACCGACUCCAACGGCAGGGAAAUGAUGACUCGCAAGCGGCGGGAAAAUCUGACCGAGCCGAUCGCGGGCAACUACUACCCCGUCACGACUGCUGCCCUUUUGGCGAGUGGAGAUCAGAUGUUGGCCGUUUUCCCCGACCGCGCUCAGGGUGCGUCCAGUCUUCGUGACGGAGAACUCGAGCUGAUGGUGCACAGGCGUCUGCUGAAGGACGAUGCUUUCGGGGUGAGCGAAGCCCUCAACGAGACCGCGUUUGGCGAAGGUUUGGUCGCCCGCGGUCGCCAUAUCGUGAAGCUCGGCUCGAGGAGUCUCAAAGCUGAACAGCGCCGACUGGCUCAGCAGCACAAUGUACUUCGACCCUGGCUGCUCUUUGCCCCGACUGAUUUGACGGCGAAGCAGUUUGCCAAGGCGUACAAAACAUCGUGGUCUGGGCUGUCCGCAGCUUUGCCUCCCAACGUCAACCUGCUAACUCUGGAACCGUGGAAGGGCCGCUCGCUGCUUCUCCGCCUCGAGCACCUGCAAAAUCGAGAUGACGAUGAAGUGCUCUCCAAGCCUGUUACUGUCUCGCUAAAAAGUUUGUUCUCUGGAUUCAACGUGACCGCCGCGAGAGAAACAAGUUUGGGUGCCAAUCGCUGGCUCAGCGACGUUAAGAGAAUGGAGUGGGAAAUCGACUCCAACGAAAUCGGCCUGGACAGCAACACCUUGGCUGGAGGCCUCGAUGACGAUUUCAAUGUUACCCUCACCCCCAUGCAAAUCAGAACCUUCAUCAUUGACGUCACUGCGAAAAAGGUUUAAUAAAGUUAAAAUGUUAUCAUCAACAAUUUUCAGUUUAAAUAAAAUUAAAAAAUAAAAA